This is a messenger RNA of Symbiodinium sp. CCMP2592, 393 nucleotides long. The record is from the annotation of a GenBank genome assembly. Lineage: Eukaryota; Dinophyceae; Suessiales; Symbiodiniaceae.
AUGGGAAAUCACGCCGUGGUCUUGUUCUUUGUGGCUUUGCUGCAGCUUGGCUGCUGCAUCCGCCGCCAAGAUGAUGCCCAAGGAGAGGGUGUUGCUGCGCACUUGAAGUCUGACUCUAACUCGACUCUCGGAACGUGCUGCUGCUACCGCCCGGUCGGGUCGAAGGUCUACACAAACCCCUUCGGCGACGAGUGCCCCGUGAAAGGAGCCAAGUUUCCGAAGUCAGAGCGUGGUUGCUUCAGGCCCGCCAAGGCCAGCCCCUGCGCUGUCGGCCCAGACAAAUACGACAUGUACUGCCAAAAGUACUACAUGCUUGCCUGCGACACCAGGCUCACCAGUCCGGACUCGCUCAUGUGGAACAAGGCCUGGCAGGGAGACUACAACCGGAUGUGA